CGCGUUUUUGCCUAGUCUUGGCCUUGCGAUGAACCUAUGCGCUGGAUGCUACUUGGCACCCGUGAGGAAUUGUAAGAUGGUACGCAACUUUGUCUGCGGACCACAGCCUGCUUCUGAAUCCUUGGAUAAGAACGAGACGUCUUGCACUUUUUUCCCUUUUUCCUGCUUUCUGUGGCUUCUUGGAUUUCCUGACAUUCAACCGGGUCGUUCAUUGUUCAUUGCCACACUUCACCGUUCAGUUACUUGUUCGUCUUAUCUCACCAAGUAAUAUCUUCUCUCCCUGGCCAAUAAUCACGAAUACGCCGCUUACCAACCAAUCUGAUGAGAUCCCGUCAGCGAUGCAUACCUCUCCCACUCCGAUCACGCUGCAACCCCGCGAAACCCCUCUUCCCGUUGCUGCCCGACAGGGAGAGACAGGUUUCCAUGUCAUAACUCAGACGAUCUACCGACCAAGCUCAACUUUCGUCACAUACGUUACGCUAGGCAGCGGGCCACCGACAUCAUACUCCGAUGGUAACCCGGCCGAUCCGCCCUCUGCCGCUGCUCCGACCGCGGACCCACCUCCCCCGGACCGAUCAAGCGGAUCCCUAUCAAGCGCACAGAUAGGGGGCAUUCUGGGCGGCAUCGUCGCUUUCGUUGCUAUCGCUCUUAUUGCUUGGUUUUGCAUUUCUCAGAAUAAGAGAAGACCAGGACCGCCGCCGGACUGGGACUCCUUGUACGACUAUGACUCUUCCUCCGAAAGCGGCUUUACCGGGUCCCGGGGGCCUAGGACGCCGAGGGCGCCAACAUCUGUUCAUCCGGACCGGGCCGGCCGGCGUCCGCCGUACGUCCAGAUGCCACAAGGGCCGCCACCGCCAACUUAUCACAUUAAUCGUUACGACGCAUGGAAACCCAAGUUCAAUGGGCCAGCACGUCGUCAGCAGCCACCGCCGCCCCAACGUUAUCGGACAAGGGUUCCCUGAGUCAAAACAAAGCCUAGCCCCGCAUGCAGCCUACCUUCUGAUGGAUGCCGCAAUCAUGCGGAUCAUGAAUAAUUGCCGCCGUUGUUGUUCCAACUUGUUUAUACCGAAGUAUUGAGAAGCAAACUCUGUAAUAUCUGAGUCUUGCGGGGAAAUGAGUUGCGAGGAAAUCAUAAUGUGAUUAGGUCUUGGGGCUAGAGGAAAGAUAUUAGGGUAAUGACCAAGGUCGACCGGCUGAUUUCUACAACAUUUAAUACCCCUCUGCUAGCAGCGAAUUCUUUUUGUAUGAUUUUCAAUAGUAUUCAACUUCUAGAUCUCCUCCAUUCCUCAACGUUGUCAGAUUAUAUGUCCUGAAUAUGAAGGAAUAUGUCAUUUGUCGAUAUUAAUAUACC
Molecule: messenger RNA, 1351 nt
Organism: Colletotrichum godetiae
Lineage: Eukaryota; Fungi; Ascomycota; Sordariomycetes; Glomerellales; Glomerellaceae
Exons: 1
Coding region: 339-962 (207 amino acids)
Source: RefSeq, a predicted model, not a curated record